This is a messenger RNA of Vigna unguiculata (cowpea), 1446 nucleotides long. RefSeq names its product epidermis-specific secreted glycoprotein EP1 pseudogene. The record is from RefSeq and is a predicted model, not a curated record. NCBI's taxonomy places the organism in Eukaryota, Viridiplantae, Streptophyta, Magnoliopsida, Fabales, Fabaceae.
AUGGCUUUUCAGUCCCAACCCAAAACUUUCCUUACCUUAAUUGUGUUUUCAUUCUUCAGCAUCAUUGUUUAUGCUGCUGUUCCUAAGAAUGAGACUUUCAAAUUUCAGAACUCAGGUGAUCUUGGAGAGUUCAUUGUUGAGUACGGUGCUGAUUAUCGGAUGAUAAGCAUAUUCAACUCUCCCUUCCAAGUUGGUUUCUACAACACCACCCCAAACGCCUUCACUCUAGCGCUGCGCGUGGGGCUUCAACGCUCAGAGCAGCUGUUUCGCUGGGUUUGGGAGGCCAAUAGGGGCAACCCAGUUGGAGAAAACGCCACUUUUUCACUUGGGACUGAUGGGAACCUUGUGCUAGCAGAUGCUGAUGGGAGAAUUGCAUGGCAAACCAACACUGCUAACAAGGGUGUUGUGGCCUUUAGGUUGCUUCCAAAUGGUAACAUGGUCCUCAUUGAUGCCCAAGGUAAGUUCGUUUGGCAAAGUUUUGAUCACCCCACAGAUACCCUUUUGGUUGGUCAGUACCUUAGAGCAAAAGGGCCAUCGAGGUUGGUUAGUAGGCUUUCAGAGAAGGAAAAUGUAGAAGGACCUUAUAGCUUGGUUUUGGAGCCCAAAGCUAAAGGUUUGAGCUUGUACUACAAAAGCAAGAACUCUCCUAAACCAACUCUAUACUGGUUUUCAUCUGAUUGGUUCUUCAUCCAAAAAGGGUCCUUGGAAAAUGUCACCCUCACAUCUGAUUCCGAGAGUUUCGACAUUGGAUUUGAUUACCAAGUGGCGAAUUCUUCCAGCGGUGGCAACGUGAUCAUUGGCAGGCCAGUGAACAACAGCACCUUGACAUACCUCAGGCUUGGAAUUGAUGGCAACAUUAGGCUGCACACUUACUUCCUCGACGUGCGUGAUGGUGUUUGGAAAGUUACGUACACUCUCUUUGAUAGAGAUUCCGGUGAGAGCGAAUGCCAAUUGCCUGAGAAAUGUGGAAAGUUAGGGCUAUGUGAAGAUAACCAAUGUGUGGCUUGCCCAUUAGAAAAUGGAUCUUUUGGGUGGAGCAAUAACUGCGUGCCGAACGCUGUGACGCCAUGCAAGGCGAGUGAGUUUCACUACUACAAACUUGAAGGGGUUCAGCAUUACACCAGCAAAUACAACACAGGGGAUAGAGUAAGUGAAAGUACCUGCGGAAACAAAUGUACCAAGGAUUGCAAGUGUGUCGGCUAUUUCUACAACGGGGAGAACUCCAGAUGUUGGAUCGCUUAUGAUCUUCAAACCCUUACUAGAGUCACUGAUUCCUCACAUGUUGGAUACAUCAAGGUGCCUAAUUCUGGAGCUACUGCAAUGUCGCAAUCUGUGUACUUUAACUAAUCCCAAUAAUGGUUUCACAUGUUGGAUAUAAUGUUUGUUGCAGGAGAAUAUCGAUGUGUAAUCAGUUAAGAUGUUUGCAACUAAUAACUUAUGGUUGAU